CACUAGGGAAAAAAAAAGGAAAACCGCCUUUCUUUUCCAGACUUUCUGUCCCUUUUGGUCGAGGGAGGUAAAAGACGAAGGCGCUACACAAGGCAAAGCGAAUUAUUUGCCAGGCAAAACUGUUGAGCUUUCGCCUGCUCUCUACUGCUUACAGUAGACUACAUUUCCUCUUUUUUUUCUCCCUUUCAGCUGCUGGAUUAUCGAAGAAGCAGCGUCUGUUGUAGCUUUCGACUUUAUCGCGCUCUUCUCGUGUGUGGGUGUGUGUAGGACGUUUCCGGUUUUAUUUCAUUAUUUAUUAUUAUUAUUUUGAUUUUUUUUUAAUUCGUGAGUAGUAGUGGCGCGAGCUUUGUGCUUGUAAACGCCCAGUUUAUUGACCGGUGUAAGGGCUGAAGUUUAGUUUGCAGCGCACGCGCUGAGUUACUGCAUUGAAAGCGCGUGUCGCUCGCGCCUCGGAACAUUACAUAGCUACACUAACACUCGGUUUGUUUUUUGUUUGUUUGUUUGUUUGUUUUUUAUACGUUUACUUCUUACAAGAGGUGCUUUUAGAGGAAAGACGACUGCUCGUGUUUUCCUCGUUCCACCACUGUGAGGAUAGAGGGAGCACAUUACAUUACACUUCAUUACAUUACAUUACGCCUCUCGUGCACACUCGAGGGGGAGGAAAAGACUGCGAUUUUUGACGGGAUUUUAUAAAAGUCCGAGCCACUUUCAUGCACUGAAAAGAACCGGAGGUGGAGGAGGAAGGUCAUUCCUGGGAGUGUCGGCUUUAUUCUGCGUUUCCCCCACCAGCAACAAAACAGACACAUCGGCUCUAAAAGCGCUGUGAUGACCUGGUGACUUGUCUAGGGUGUACCCCGCCUCUUGCCCAUAGUCAGCUGGGAUAGGCUUCAGCUUGCCUGCAACCCUGCACAGGAUAAGCGGCUGCUGAUAAUGGAUGGAUGGAUGGAUGGAUGGAUGCUUAGCACCAGUGUUGGCUACUAGCUACUGUCCAUCUGCACUCCCUGGAUACUCUAAGCUGAAGUAAACCUACAUUUAAAGAUGUGGUAACAUGCUCUCCGUGGAAAGCUGUUCUCUUCAGAACUCCUUCCUCUAAUGGUUCUAUUCCAUUGUUCUGCAAGACGUCAGCAGUGAUCUUCUCUCAGAACUUGAAAACUCGUCAGAAAGCUGCCAAUCUUUGAAAGCAUUCCUGUUAAGUGAAGUCUUACAUUUCGGGACCAGUCUACCCAACGUAUCAGAACGCCAGCUAGAGACAGAAAACAUGGCUAACAACACUGCGGACCACCCACCUGGGAACUCUGUAGCUGAAGGCAAUCAUGAUGGGGACUUUGGCUGCACGGUGAUGGAGCUCCGGGAAUUGAUGGAGCUCAGGAGCGCAGAGGCAGUCAACAAGAUCAGAGACGCCUACGGAGAUGUGCAGGGGAUCUGCCGAAGGCUGAAAACUUCUCCUGUUGAAGGGCUCUCUGGAAACCCGGCGGACUUGGAAAAGCGCCACACGGCCUUCGGCAGGAACUUCAUCCCUCCUAAAAAGCCCAAGACCUUCCUGCAGUUGGUGUGGGAAGCGUUGCAGGACGUCACACUCAUCAUCUUGGAGAUAGCUGCCAUCAUUUCUUUGGGCCUGUCCUUCUACCACCCAAAAGGAGAUGACAGUCAUGCUUGUGGCCAGGCCGCUGGUGGUGUCGAGGAUGAAGGUGAAGCCCAAGCAGGUUGGAUUGAGGGCGCUGCUAUUUUGUUUUCAGUGAUCAUUGUGGUCUUGGUGACGGCAUUUAACGACUGGAGCAAAGAGAAGCAGUUCCGCGGGCUGCAGAGUCGCAUCGAGCAGGAGCAGAAGUUCACAGUCAUCCGCAAUGGUCAGGUGAUCCAGAUCCCUGUGGCUGAGAUCGUGGUGGGAGAUAUCGCGCAGAUCAAAUAUGGUGACCUCCUUCCUGCUGAUGGGAUUCUGAUCCAAGGCAAUGACUUGAAGAUCGAUGAGAGCUCCCUGACCGGAGAGUCAGAUCAAGUAAAGAAGUCUCUUGAGAAAGAUCCAAUGCUAUUAUCUGGAACCCAUGUGAUGGAGGGAUCUGGGAGGAUGGUGGUCACUGCCAUUGGCCUGAACUCCCAGACUGGAAUCAUUUUCACUCUGCUUGGAGCCGGCGGUGAGGAGGAGGAGAAGAAAGUUAAGAAAGGUAAAAAACAAGGAGCCCCUGAAAAUCGCAACAAAGCCAAGACCCGGGAUGGCGUUGCUCUGGAGAUCCAACCUCUAAAGAGUGCAGAGGGAGCUGAAUGCGAGGAGAAAGAGGAGAAAGAAGUGAAGAAGGUCAACGUCACCAAGAAGGAGAAGUCCGUACUUCAGGGCAAGCUGACCAGAUUGGCUGUACAGAUCGGAAAAGCAGGCCUCAUCAUGUCUGCUGUGACUGUCAUCAUCCUUAUCUUAUACUUUGUGAUCGAUACAUUCGGGGUGCAGGGACGAGAGUGGAAGGCCGAAUGCACACCCAUCUACAUUCAGUACUUUGUCAAGUUCUUCAUCAUUGGCGUGACCGUGUUGGUGGUCGCUGUUCCUGAAGGGCUUCCACUUGCUGUCACCAUUUCACUUGCCUACUCCGUCAAGAAAAUGAUGAAAGACAACAACUUGGUGAGGCACCUGGAUGCCUGCGAGACCAUGGGCAAUGCCACAGCCAUCUGUUCUGACAAGACCGGCACACUCACCAUGAACCGCAUGACCGUGGUGCAGGCCUACAUAGGUGACCAGCACUACAAGAAGGUUCCAGAGCCUGAGGCCAUCAAAUCUGAGACUCUGGAGCUCAUGGUCAACAGCAUCUCCAUCAACUCGGCCUACACCACCAAGAUCCUAUCACCAGAGCAGGAAGGUGGUCUACCAAGGCAUGUGGGUAAUAAGACUGAAUGCGCCCUCCUGGGACUGGUUCUGGAGCUGAAGCGGGAUUAUCAGCCCAUCCGUGAUGAGAUCCCUGAAGAGAAGCUUUACAAGGUCUACACCUUCAAUUCAUCACGCAAGAGCAUGAGCACAGUGCUGAAAAAUGAAGACGGCUCAGGUUUUCGCAUGUACAGCAAAGGCGCCUCGGAGAUCAUCCUCCGCAAGUGUUCCUACAUCCUGGAUGCUGCAGGUAAGCCUCGGGUCUUCAAGCCCAAGGACCGGGAUGAGAUGGUACAGAAAGUGAUUGAACCCAUGGCCUGUGAUGGCUUGAGAACCAUCUGUGUAGCUAUGAGGGACUUCACUGGCGAGGAGCCAAACUGGGACAACGAGGCUGAGAUUCUGACAGACCUCACUUGCAUCUGUGUGGUGGGCAUCGAAGACCCUGUCCGUCCAGAGGUUCCAGAGGCCAUAGCGAAGUGCCAGAGAGCAGGAAUUACCGUGCGCAUGGUUACUGGCGACAAUAUCAACACUGCCCGUGCUAUUGCUACCAAAUGUGGUAUCCUGCAGCCUUCAGAAGACUUUCUGUGUCUGGAAGGCAAAACAUUUAACCAACAAAUCCGCAACGACAAAGGAGAGGUGGAGCAAGAUCGUCUUGACAAGGUCUGGCCCAAACUACGUGUACUAGCCCGUUCUUCUCCAACAGACAAGCACACUCUAGUCAAAGGCAUCAUUGACAGCACAGUGGGAGGAACCAGACAGGUGGUGGCAGUGACGGGUGACGGAACCAAUGAUGGACCUGCCCUCAAAAAGGCUGAUGUCGGCUUUGCUAUGGGUAUUGCUGGGACUGACGUGGCUAAGGAAGCCUCUGACAUCAUCCUGACCGACGACAACUUCACCAGCAUCGUAAAGGCCGUAAUGUGGGGCCGUAACGUCUAUGACAGCAUCUCCAAGUUCUUGCAGUUUCAGCUCACCGUGAACGUAGUGGCCGUCAUCGUGGCUUUCACUGGCGCCUGCAUUACACAGGACUCUCCGCUAAAAGCAGUGCAGAUGCUCUGGGUGAAUCUGAUCAUGGACACACUGGCCUCUCUGGCUCUAGCCACUGAACCACCCACCGAGGCCCUGCUGUUGCGCAAACCGUACGGUCGAAACAAGCCACUCAUCUCCAGAACCAUGAUGAAGAACAUCCUGGGCCAUGCCGUCUACCAGCUGACUGUGACCUUCACCUUGCUGUUUGCCGGAGAGAAGUUCUUCAACAUCGACAGUGGUCGCAAUGUCCCUCUGCACGCACCCCCUUCUGAACACUACACUAUCAUCUUCAACGUCUUCGUCAUGAUGCAGCUCUUCAAUGAGAUUAAUGCCCGCAAGAUCCACGGAGAGAGGAAUGUCUUCGAGAGCAUUCACAGGAACCCCAUCUUCUGCUGCGUCGUCCUGGGAACCUUCGUCCUGCAGAUCAUCAUCGUGCAGCUUGGAGGGAAGCCUUUCUCCUGCACAGCUCUCACCCUGGAUCAGUGGCUCUGGUGUAUUUUCAUUGGUGUCGGCGAACUGCUUUGGGGCCAGUUCGUCUCCACCAUCCCCACACACCGCCUCAAGUUCCUGACGACGGUUGGUCAUGGCAGCACCAAGGAGGAAAUGCAGAAAGAGGAGCAGAUCGAGGACGUGGAUGAGAUUGACCAUGCUGAGAUGGAGCUACGCCGCGGUCAGAUCCUCUGGUUCCGAGGGCUCAACCGCAUCCAGACUCAGAUUAAGGUGGUGAACGCUUUCCGCAGCUCACUGUACUCGAGCCUCGAGUCCAAAAGCUCCAUCCACAACUUCAUGGUCCACCCUGAGUUCAUGUCGCGGGCCGAGGAGGAGGAAGAGGAAGAGGAGGAGGAGCACGUGCCUACGAUAGAGGAGAGCAGCGCCGAGAUCGAGCCGCUGCCUUCCUCCUCCUCCGUGUCCUCCUCCUCUGCCUCCCCAAGGAAAAGUGGAGGUGGAGGCGGAGAACCCCCAGACAGCUCCGUCCACGACCACGAGUCCUCCGUCUGACCAGAUUUUCCUUCCUGCAUCCAGUCCUAUCCUGUCCUCCUGCAAGUUCCUCCCUUAAAAAAAAAAAAAAAACACCACCUCACCCUUCAUGCAGCAUUCUCCCAUGGAGCCAAUUUCCCUCUCGGCUCCUCCUUGACUGGCAGUGUGGCAUCGGCGCUCUGACAGCACACAUGGCACGGUCUAACUUACCCACACGAGGGCAGAUCGGAGGCUGCAGCCUUUCCUUCACUGACAUUGUAUCCUUGUUUUUUGUUUUUUUUGUUUGUUUUUUGUUUUGUUUUUUUGUCUGAUUUGUACGUCAUGUUCUGUUUCCUAGGCCUUUUUUUUUCCGAUUCAACGACUUUUACCCUUUCAAAUUUACAACUUGAAAUGUGCUUUUAUGUUCAUACAUGAUUUUAUUCCUUUUUUGCUUUUUAUGCUGAUUUGAAACACAAGCGAUGUACUUCACUGAAAAGUAGUCUGUAGUUUAAACUAUUUUGUCUUUUUUUCCCUUUUCCAAAACUGCUGUCCAUCAAUGUCUUAAGGAAUCCACUCACUCACACUACAUCUCUCUUUUUUUUUUUUUCCCCAAAUACAUUGAAUCAAGGUCAUCCUUGGUUAUUUUUCUUUAUUUGAUCAUGUUUUGGGUUCUGUAUGCCCAGACCUAAGGCUGCUAUGCUGAAGGUAGAGUGAAAGAAAGCAUGUGUGAUUUCACUAGAAUGGGACGAGUGAGCCAUGCAACUCAUCAUCUCAGUCUCAGAAUUCAGAAAAAAAAAAAAGUUUCAAAAUCCCUGAUUUCUCAGAAUCUCUUCUUUCCUCGAGUUAGAUGACAUCACCAUGGAACUUCCUCCACUUUGUGUUUAACAUGACUAAUGAUUGAGAGUUUGUGUGGUGUGUGCACAGGUCAAUGCACUCCGAGUCGAUUUCAGCUUCGAUUCAGGUCUUCUUUUUUUUGCCGUUCCGUUAGACUCAACCCAAGAGCGUUCUGAUCAUUUGAGACAUUAGGAGGAUUCGAGCACUCCUCCACAAAUAAACAAUAAAAUGCGUAAUAACAAAGGUGUAUUAUGCAACCCCAAGCUUCUGUUCGAGCCCUGGGAAUGGCUGUUUGGCUGAGCAGAAAAUCCUGUCAGCUUUUGGUCGUGUCCUACUAAUUCCCGAAUCGUAAUACUGCCAUAUUUCGAAUCCUGACUUCAUACCGAGCUAGGUCAGACAGGAUCCUCAAUAUCCUUUUUCUACUUGCUAAGAGCCAUAUUUUAUAGGUUGUUGUUUUAUAAUCCCAUUUUUGCUUUCCUUCUUUACUUUAAAAAUCAGUCACUGCCUAAAAGAAAGAAGAUGGACCACUUUAAUGUUUCAUGAACAAACGCUACAGUUUAGACGAAGCCGUACUUCCCCCUGCUGGCAAAUUUUUUGUUGCUUAUUUCCCAAAGUGACGUAUUACUACGGGGCAAAAUGUGUAAAUUUCAUAUAAACGUUGAUGUUCUGUUCUGUUUUUUACAACUGUUCUGUAUUUUUAUAUUAAGUACUUUUUAAUAUUUUGGAAAUCUAUAAAUUAAAGGUGUAUAGGCUCGGAGCAUUCGGUGACUAACAGAUUUAGUAAAGCGGGCAGUAGAGUACAUUGUUUUGCAGGUAUACUUAUGCCACGUUUAAUAGAAAAUGCUUUGGCCAAGGAGAGAAUGAGAGCAUGACACGUUUACUUUAAAUCGCGUGAGAUUUGGUAAAACUCUCAGCUCCGUUCAAACGGCGUUAGGUGUAGGUGCAUUGGGAAAAACGAAAGCCUGUAGUUUAUCCAACAUACUCAUCCAUCCUGGCUACUGUAAAUGUUACACGGACAUUUGCAUUGACGUCACUAGUUCUAAAAGGAAUAUUUUGUUAAUUAAAUAUGAAUUGAAAUUGUUACAAUGCAUAUUUUCAUCAUGUACAAUCAAACUUAUGUUCAUUCGCAUGGAAUUACAGCCUCAUUUAUUUUCAUUAAUUUUUUUUUCAUAUACAAUGUUACCAUGGGCUGUUUUUUUUUUUUUUUUUUUUUUUUUUUUUAACAGUAAGCUUGUGUGUGGCUGUUUUUUUUUUUUUUUAAUUAAAGCUGCUCAAUUCAUGAACAGCUGGUGCACCAUCUACUGCGUUCAGUGUCGUGUUAACAACAAAAGCUUGUUCUGCAGUCGAAGCUUUAAGAAAGUUCUGCCAAAGUGUUGUUUUGUACAAUCAUUACUUCUCAUGAUUCAAAUCCCAACAUAAACGUUAUGUUAUAUUGUUGAAAUGACACUACUUUGUUUCGGAGUCCUAAAGAAGUCCUACAUGGAUAUUUGUCCAACCCAAUUUCAUCCUUUUAUCCAUCUCAUUGCAUCAUCAUCUCCCUGGACAUUUUGCUGUACGCUGAUGUUAAUCAACAGCAGUUUCAAUUUUGAACAUUAACCGAUUUGGCUUUGCAGGACAAUUUAUUAUUGCGCACGUCUGUCGUUUUGCUGAAGUGCAAAAAAAAAUAAUAAAAAUGAUGGCAUGCAGCAGCUAAUUCGACUGCCUGGCAAGUCGACUGAGAUUCUUUGACAGCUCUUGUUCUGGUUUGGGGGAUUAGGAGUGAUACACCACAGCUGUAAAUAAAAGAUUGCAUUUUUAA
This is a messenger RNA of Neoarius graeffei (lesser salmon catfish), 7463 nucleotides long. RefSeq names its product ATPase plasma membrane Ca2+ transporting 4 (gene atp2b4). Gene Ontology annotation, molecular function: ATP hydrolysis activity; P-type calcium transporter activity; PDZ domain binding. Lineage: Eukaryota; Metazoa; Chordata; Actinopteri; Siluriformes; Ariidae. The transcript has 22 exons. Gene Ontology annotation, cellular component: intracellular membrane-bounded organelle; membrane. The record is from RefSeq and is a predicted model, not a curated record. Bases 1259 to 4873 code for a protein of 1204 amino acids. Gene Ontology annotation, biological process: regulation of cytosolic calcium ion concentration; calcium ion transmembrane transport.